AUGGCAGACAACAUGUACGAAAAGCUGGAGACAGCGUCUGCAAAGACGCGCGAAGCCAUGGCCGACAGACAGCAUCUGUCUCCCCCUCCAACACACGCGCGCCAAAAUAGAAUGCGCAUCGCCACCAGGGAGACUUCGUGUUGGUAUAUUCUCUGGGGUUUCGUCCUGGCCUUGUGCGGUCUCUCAAUUCUGGUGGACCGCCCACUCCUAUUUGUUUUCCUCCGUGAGCCCGAUUUCAAGGAUCAAUGCACCCAACCAGAACCGCACUUCCCUGCCAAAAACGAAGACCUCGACAAGCUCGUUGACAUCAUCGAGGGCGACGCGUUCAGGAACGCCAGCGUUGACCGUCUUUCCCGCGCUGUCCAGAUAAAGACAGAAUCUUUCGAUGACAUGGGUGAAGUUGGUCGGGAUCCAAGAUGGGAAGUGUUCUUCAAGUUUCAUGGCUUUCUGGCCCUGACCUUCCCAUUGAUCCACGAGAAACUGCAGGUUGAAAAGGUCAACACUCAUGGUCUGCUGUACACAUGGAAGGGCAGUGACGAUAGCCUGAAACCCACGCUUUUGAUGGCCCAUCAGGAUACCGUACCCGUGCCACCAGAGACGAUCGGAUCAUGGACCCACCCGCCCUGCGGUGCCUAUGAUGGCAAAUACGUCUGGGGCCGUGGGGCUGCUGACUGCAAGAACACCCUCAUCGCGUUGCUGGAAACCCUUCAACUCCUUUUAGAAGCCAAUUUUCAACCCAAACGCACGAUUAUCCUGUCCUUUGGCUUUGACGAAGAGGUAUCCGGGAGACGAGGAGCAUCGGCCCUUUCUGCCUUCCUUCAGGAGAGAUACGGCAAGGAUGGUGUCGCUGUCAUUGUUGACGAAGGCGCCGGCUUCGAAGAGACAUGGGGCACCCUCUUUGCGAAGCCCGGAACAGCCGAGAAAGGCUACGUCGACGUCAAAAUCACCGUCCGAAUGCCAGGUGGCCACUCCUCCAUCCCUUCCGACCACACGAGCAUCGGCGUUCUCAGCGAGCUCAUCACCAAGAUCGAGUCCGAACAGUACCCAACACGCCUAGUCGAGGAGAACCCCUACUACUCGCAGCUGCAGUGCGGCGCCGGCUACUCGGAUAACUUCCCAAAGAAACUCAAGAAGCUCCUGGCGGACAACGCAUUCAAAAAGCCUUCCUUUUUCCUUACCUGUAGGAACAAGCCCGACCGUCUCGCGCUCGAAGCCGCCAAGCAAGGCCCAGCAAUCAAGUACCUGAUGCAAACCUCCCAAGCAGUGGACGUCAUCUCGGGCGGCAUUAAAACCAACGCUCUGCCCGAGCGCGCUACGGUAACAGUCAACCACCGUAUCAAUAUCGGCGAGACCACAAAGAUUGUUACGGACCGUCUCACCUCUAUUGGUGACGAGAUCGCAAAGAAAUACAACCUCACCCUUCACGCCUUUGAUGACUCGCAAGAGGAGCCCAACUCGAUCCACCUCUCGUCAACGGUGAACAAACUGGAGGUAGCCCCCAUCACCCCAGCAGACGGCUCAACAAACAGCCCUUUCACAACACUAGCCGGCACGGUUCGUGCCGUCUACGGCAAGAACGUCAUUGUUACCCCUGGGAUCAUGACAGGCAACACCGACACGAGGUUUUAUUGGAAUUUGACGAGGCACAUCUUUCGAUUUGCGCCCGGCUACGACGCUGAUGACGAGGUGGGACUGGGAAAGAUUCAUACUGUGGAUGAAAGAGUCAGUGUGUUGAAUCAUGUCCAUACUGUGAGGUGGUUUGUGACGUUUGUGCGAAAUAUGGACGAGGCAAGGUUUGAUACGGAUGGUGGUUCCGGGAAGAGUGAUGAUUUGGGGGUUGGGUCUGAUUAG
Molecule: messenger RNA, 1851 nt
Organism: Podospora anserina S mat+
Lineage: Eukaryota; Fungi; Ascomycota; Sordariomycetes; Sordariales; Podosporaceae
Exons: 2
Coding region: 1-1851 (616 amino acids)
Cellular component (GO): fungal-type vacuole lumen
Molecular function (GO): metallocarboxypeptidase activity
Source: RefSeq, a predicted model, not a curated record